GGCGUGCUACACCAGCGUGUAUAAAUUUAUUAGAAAAAUAAGGUUAUUUUUGUGAUUCUGGAAAAUAAAGGAUUUCGUCUUUCUUUUUCCAACAACAAAAACAACCUUCUCCUUUGGUGGUUACUAGGCAACGUUCGCCGGACCAAACCAUCCGCGAGAGGGAAGGGGGAGAUGGUAUUUUUCUCGGCUUUGCUCGAGAUUCGUCAUGCGGCCAUCUUUGAGUGGGGCACAGUUCUAUACAGUCUUAGCCUGGAAAUUAGACGCAACGCGGGGUUGCUAGGCAACGCCCCGGCACCGUCACCAUCUUUGAGUCGGGCACAGCUGCUUAUCACUUUAGAAUGUAAAACAUCCUAGCCUACCUGACGCUUGCUAGACAACGCCUGGGCGCCGUCACUACCUUCAAGCCGGGCGCUUCAUUCUCUUCUCUAAAUAAAUGGAGUCAGCCGAACUAUUUCAGGGAGAAACUACGAAGCACUGCAAGCCCCAGAGGCGCCAUCUUUGUUAGGGCUCCCGUUCUCGGUCAUCGGCUCUCUCAAUGGAGUACACAUGUUUGGGCAGAAUCUCGAGGUGCAGCUGAGCUCUGCAAGGACCGAGGACACGACCGUGGUGUGGAAAAACUUCCAUGACAGCAUCACGCUCAUUGUUCUGUCAUCUGAGGAGGGCACCUCGGAGCUGAGGCUGGAGAGACUACUCCAGAUGGUGUUUGGGGCCAUGGUUCUUCUUGUGGGGCUUGAAGAACUGACCAAUAUCCGCAACGUAGAGAGGCUGAAGAAGGAGUUGAGGGCCAGUUACCGCCUCGUUGACAGUUUCCUGGGGGACUCUGAGCGCAUCGGGGACCUGACCCAGUGUGUGGACUGUGUGGUUCCUCCAGAGGUGUCUCUCCUGCAGGAAGCCCUCUCUGGGUUCGCUGAGGCAGCAGGCACGGCCUUUGGCAGCCUGGUCGUGUCGGGCCGGGUGGUCGCAGCAACAGAGAGCUGGUGGCGGCUGGGGACGCCGGAGGCCGUGCUGCUCCCCUGGCUGGUGGGGUCCUUGCCGCCUCAGGCCGCUCGCGACUACCCGGUGUACCUGCCACACGGGAGUCCCACGGUCCCGCACCGGCUUCUGACCCUGACGCUGCUGCCGGGCUUGGAGCUGUGUCUGCUCUGCGGGCCGCGCCCCCCCCUCAGCCAGCUGGAUCCACAGCUUCUGGACCGCUGGUGGCAGCCAGUGCUAGACCCGCUGCGGACCUGCGUGCCGCUGGGACCCCGAGCGCUGCCCGCUGGCUUCCCCCUGCACGUGGACGUCCUCGGGCUGCUGCUCCUCCACCUGGAAUUGAAACGUUGCCUCUUCACCGUGGAGCCCUCUGGGGAUCAAGAGCCUUCUCCUGAGCAGCGCAGGCGCCUCCUCCGCUCCUUCUACUCGUUGGUCACCGCCACGCACUUCCCACCACCAGGUCAGCGGCCGAAAGUGCCUGCUUCGCACACUUCGGGGACAGCGAGUCUCAGAUCACAGCGGGGAGGACGGGGCAUCCACACUGAUGGGGAGGGGCGGGGAGGUCCCAGCCUCCAGACUGCAGAAUCUACUGGGCAAUCCUGGUAGUUAACACUGACACUGAAUCUCUUGCCGAGGGCUCAUAGCCGGGGACACCAGAGGACAAGGUGGAGGAUGCAGCCCAGAGGGCCCAGGUGCCGAGAGCCUGCUACCUGGUGUCUGGGCCCGAGGAGCCAGGCACAGGAUGGCGGCUGGUGGCCCUGCAGUUGGGGCCACGGCGGUUGCUGCUGCUGGUGUCCGCCCAGAGCCCCACCCAUGGGCUGCGGAGCUUGGCCACCCACACUCUCCACGCUCUCACCCCGCUCCUCUGACCCCUCGGCCUGAGCCAUGAACACGGACACUGCUGUUAGCGUCUCUCUGUUUAUUCGCUCACAAUAAUACACAGCCCCUGGACGGGGAGGGGGCGGGAGGGGCUACGAUGGGGUGGGGUGGGAGGGGA
Messenger RNA from Panthera uncia (snow leopard), 1969 nucleotides. It is a transcript of the gene FUZ, whose product is annotated as fuzzy planar cell polarity protein. The transcript has 11 exons. The record is from RefSeq and is a predicted model, not a curated record. NCBI's taxonomy places the organism in Eukaryota, Metazoa, Chordata, Mammalia, Carnivora, Felidae. Gene Ontology annotation, biological process: non-motile cilium assembly; vesicle-mediated transport. Bases 547 to 1578 code for a protein of 343 amino acids.